This is a messenger RNA of Magnolia sinica, 1466 nucleotides long. RefSeq names its product protein ORANGE, chloroplastic. The record is from RefSeq and is a predicted model, not a curated record. Bases 105 to 1046 code for a protein of 313 amino acids. The transcript has 9 exons. NCBI's taxonomy places the organism in Eukaryota, Viridiplantae, Streptophyta, Magnoliopsida, Magnoliales, Magnoliaceae.
CCCCGCCUUUUGUUUUUAGCUCAUUUCCCUCCACGGACACUACCGGACAGAAUCCCAACUCUCUGAAUUUUCACCAUCAUAGCUGAAAUCAAGGGUUUCCCGAGAUGAUCUGCUCGGGUCGAAUUAUAGCACUGUCCAUCUCUCCAACUCCUCGAAUUCGUUCUUAUUCUCCCAAAUCAAAUGCCAAAUUUCUGCAGGAAAGGGUCAAAUCCAACUUGAAAUGGCGAUCGAUGGCGAACGAUCCCGAAUCGCCUUCCUUUGCACCUUCGAUCGAUGCAGCGGAUCCUACCGACAAGAACGCCGCAGGCUUUUGCAUCAUAGAAGGACCGGAGACGGUGCAAGACUUCGCCCAGAUGCAAUUACAAGAGAUCCAAGACAAUGUACGAAGUCGACGAAAUAAAAUAUUCCUACACAUGGAGGAGGUUCGCAGGCUUAGGAUACAACAGAGAAUUAAAAGUGCUGAACUUGGAAUCCUUAAUGAAGAGCAAGAAAAUGAACUUCCUGAUUUUCCAUCUUUCAUCCCAUUUUUGCCUCCUUUGACCCCAGCGAAUCUUAAGAUGUACUAUGCAACUUGUCUCUCUCUUAUUGCUGGAAUCAUCAUCUUUGGAGGCCUUCUUGCUCCAACUCUGGAGCUUAAAUUGGGAAUAGGGGGCACAUCGUAUGAGGAUUUUAUUCGUAGCAUGCAUUUGCCCAUGCAAUUGAGCCAGGUUGAUCCUAUAGUAGCAUCCUUCUCAGGAGGAGCCGUUGGCGUGAUUUCAGCCCUGAUGGUGGUUGAAAUCAAUAAUGUCAAGCAGCAGGAAGAUAAGCGCUGCAAAUACUGUCUGGGAACUGGAUAUCUUGCUUGUGCUCGCUGUUCAAGCACAGGAGCACUUGUUUUAGUGGAGCCGGUAGCUACUGUUAACGGUGGUGAUCAGCCUUUAUCGCCACCUAGAACAGAAAGAUGUACAAACUGUUCAGGGGCAGGGAAGGUCAUGUGUCCUACAUGCCUUUGCACAGGGAUGGCAAUGGCAAGCGAGCAUGAUCCUCGGAUUGACCCCUUCGAUUAGAGGUGCAUUGCAUCAUUGUGUCUCUUGCCAUCAGCUGAAAAAUGAAAAUGUCCCGUUAGUUGCAUCUUCAAGCUGGCUGCUGAUGGCACAAGCUUGCAUGAAUCUACUAGCUUCAUUUAUUGAACUUGAUUUGGUUGGUUGAACAUCUAGCACUGUUAUGUUUGCUUCCUCUCGCGGCUAGAUUCUUAUUGCUGGACUGCGUAUUGGAUGGCUUGCAUAUCUGGAUUGAUCUUCCUGUAUAGAUGCUUUGAAGGAUUGUUCCUUUUUAGGCUUGUAGCUCUUGGCACCAUCCCAGUGCUCCCUUUAAUAAAAAUUUUGUUGCCUUUGAAAAAAGAAGAAAAGAGUCUUAUUAUUGCUGGACUGCAGAUUGGAUGGCCGGAUACUGGCAGCGACUUUUUUAAGUUCUCUACUUCGAUUGGA